Oncorhynchus kisutch (coho salmon) is the source of this 7686-nucleotide messenger RNA. RefSeq names its product plexin B3 (gene plxnb3). Gene Ontology annotation, cellular component: semaphorin receptor complex; plasma membrane. The record is from RefSeq and is a predicted model, not a curated record. Gene Ontology annotation, biological process: positive regulation of axonogenesis; negative regulation of cell adhesion; regulation of cell migration. Gene Ontology annotation, molecular function: protein binding; semaphorin receptor activity. Lineage: Eukaryota; Metazoa; Chordata; Actinopteri; Salmoniformes; Salmonidae. The transcript is spliced from 36 exons. The coding region runs from base 286 to 5964 and encodes 1892 amino acids.
UCUUUUUACGUCCUGUCCUCUACGUCGUGUUCCAUUUCCAACCCGACCGCAACUCACCCUGAGUUCACUUUUGUUACCGGCGACAGACGCUCCUCUCCGGCAGAGAACCGCGCCGCAGCCCUCCCACCAAGCGACCCUGUUUCUGGGGGGCGGGGUCGACGGACGGUCGGUCAUUCAUCCGAUGUAAAUUCGACAACGUUAAUUUCGUUGAGUGCGUUUUAUUUCUGAAAACCUUUGGAUAAACCAGGCGCACCGUCAAUCUACGAGAGCAGGUAAGGGGGUGCCAUGCCAGCUGCUGUUCCCCCUCUGCUCCCCCUCUCCACCUGGUGGUGGUGUCUGGUACUGCUGCAGCUUUCACAGGCCCUGACCCAGCCCCAGCUGGACCCUAACCCAGAGAAGGCCUCUCCCGCUGGGCAGGCCUUCCCUUACCUCUCCCUGGAUGGAUCUCCCCUCAACCACCUCCUACUGGACCCCAGGUCUGGUCAUCUGUACGUGGGGGCGGUCAACCAUCUCUACCAUCUGUCGCCUGACCUCCAGGUGCUGUCCUCCAGUCAGACUGGCCCCAAACUAGACAGUCCUGAAUGCCUGCCACCCAUAGUCCCCAAGGACUGCCCCAGCGCCCGGGUCACCCCCAACACCAAUAAGAUCCUGCUCCUGGAGGAAGGCGUGGACGCGGUGGGGUCAGAGGUCAGGGCAAGGAGCCUGAUCGUGUGCGGGACAUUGUUCCAAGGUAUCUGUGACAAGAGGAGUCUGGGUAAUGUGUCCGAGGUGCUCUAUCAGACGUCCAACCCAGUGGACACGCAGUACGUUGCCGCCAACGACCCCCGCGUCUCCACCGUGGGCGUGAUCUUGAACCAGAAGGGGGUGGGGCUGAUGCUAGUGGGGCGUGGCUACACUAGUAAAGGCCCCAGCGACAUCCCACCAAUCACAACGCGCCGUCUAUCCCCCAGUUCCUCCCCCUCCCGCCAGGCCUUCUCUCAAGACGAAGAACUAGGGAAGCUGGUUGUCGGGAGCUACUCCGAGUACAACAACAACUUCAUAUCGGCGUUUAACCACAGCGACCACGUCUACUUCCUGUUCUCGCGGAGGGACAUGUGGCACAAGAAGGAGUACCGGACCUACGUUUCACGUCUCUGCGCCUGGGACCGGAGCUUCUACUCCUACGUGGAGGUUCCGUUGGAAUGUUCCGGCGGUUACAAUCUCGCCCAGGGGGCUUCCCCCGCCGAACACCAGGGGCGGCCGGCGCUGUUCGUUGCCAUGGCGGCGGGGCAGGCGUCGACGCCCACGGCGACGGGUCGCUCGGCUCUGUGUGUUUAUGGGAUGUCAGAGCUGGAUGCGUCGCUACAGAGGGCCCAGGAGCUGUGUUAUACAGAGGGCGGAAGAGGAAGGACAGGACAGGAGGAGGCAUACAUAGAGUAUGAGGUGUCGUCCAAGUGUCUACGCCUGCCCAAGGAUUCGUUAAAGGAGUACCCAUGUGGAGGGGAACACACCCCCAGCCCCAUCGCCUCUGCGGUUCCCCUGUCAGCCACCCCCUCUCUGACCAGGGAAACCCAGCUCACCGCUGUCACCACCGCUACCGAGGCCGGCCACACCAUCGCCCUGCUGGGGGACAAGAAGGGCUGGCUGCAUAAGGUAUUUAUCGAGCCUGACACAACAGGGACAUUGUAUCAGAGUGUAUUGGUGGACCAGGACAGGCCAGUCAACGCUGACCUACUACUGGACCAGUCUGGACAGAAUGUCUACGUCCUCACUGAUGGCAAGGUGUCCAAGGUGUCUGUAUCUCAGUGUGAACAGCAGCCUGACUGCCAGUCCUGUCUGUCUGUCAGAGAUCCUUACUGUGGCUGGUGUGUCCUGGAGGGAAGAUGCACUCGUCGACUGGAGUGUAGUCGUGAGGGCCAAGCCAACCACUGGCUGUGGAGCUACCAGCCUGCCAACCAGCCUGCCGACCAGCCUGCCGACCAGCCUGCCGACCAGCCUGCCGACCAGCCUGCCAACCAGUGUGUAACUGUCCAGAGCCUAAAGCCUGCCAUCCAGAGCAGAGAGGAGGCGACUCAGGUGUCUCUAACAGUGGCCCAGCUGCCCACCCUGACAGAGGAGGAGUCUCUUUCCUGCUCCUUUGGAACCCUCCCCCCUCAGCCAGCCAUCGUCAAGGGAACCACCAUCACCUGUCAAUCACCCCUGCCUGAGCUCCUCCCACCCAGCCCACCAGGAAGUGACCACGUGUCCCUACGUGUAUCUGUGAUGUUCAGAGACGUGGCCAUCUCUAGCAGUGACAUCAUCUUCUACGACUGUCGAGCUGUGGGGCGACUCAACACCACAUCUCCGUGUAUGGCGUGUGUGGGCAGUGUGUGGCCUUGUAGCUGGUGUGUCCUGGGUGGGCUGUGUACCCACACCAACAACAGCUGUCCCAGGCAGCACACCAUACACAACUCACUGGAGGAGCAGUUGGAGCCGCGGGGUCCAGAAUCUUGUCCCUGUGUGUGGGCUCUACAGAGCUCUCCUCUGGUCCCCAUGGGCUUCCUGUCCCCUCUGACCCUACUGGGCAGGAACCUUGACAUGUUUCAGAGGGAGGAGCAGUAUGUGUGUGUCGUGGUUGUGGAAGAGGAGGAGCUUAAACUGAACGCCACUCUGGAGAAAGAUCCGGAAAACAUGACGUACACCUUCACCUGCUCUGCCCACAAGUUCCAGUACCCAGUUAACCAGUUGGAAUAUUCAGCUCCCAUCUAUCUACAGAGAGGCUCCCAUCAAAUCGACUCUGCACCCAAUCUCAGACUGCAACUAUAUGACUGUUCAGUGGGCCAGUCUGACUGUAGCCAGUGCAGAGCGGUGCCAUCAGAUUAUGGCUGUGUCUGGUGUGGAGGAGAGUCACCUGGCUGUGCCUACCACCUGUCCUGUACCAGCUCACCUGGGCCAGAAGACGCCUGCCCUCCGCCUCACAUCAUACAGAUCCAGCCAGUGAGUGGUCCGGUGGAAGGGGGUGUGCUGGUGACCAUCCAUGGGUCUAACCUGGGGAUGCACUACCAGGACAUCCAGGGAGGGGUGACUGUAGCUGGUGUCAGCUGUCUGCCUCAGCCCCAUGGAUACCUCAUCUCUACCAGGAUAGUGUGUGAGCUCCAGCCCAGUAAACAGGAGACAGAGGGGCCAGUCAUCGUUACCGUGGGAGACUCAGAACCAGGACAGUCACUGCAGACAUUCACCUACCAGGACCCUCAGUUGACUGGUAUAGUCCCUGAUAAGGGCCCUGUAUCAGGAGGGACCAGCCUGACAGUCCAGGGGACUCGGCUACUAACGGGACAGAGGAAGGACCUGACUGCAUACGUAGGACAACAACCCUGCUACAUUGUUGAGGAGGUGAAUGGGACCCACCUGGUAUGCAGGACCAGCCCCAGUAACCAGACAGCAGAGCUGACGGUGAGGGUGUUGUUUGGGAAGGCAGAGAGGACCGUACCUGGGCAGGUGUUUCACUACAUGGAGGACCCUGUCAUCACCGCAGCAUCGCCUGCUGAGAGCUUCUACGAGGGUGGGCGUAAUGUAAAGGUGAGUGGGCGUAACCUGGACGUGGUUGCAACAGCCAAUGAUCUCCGUGCGGUUGGAGCACAUGGCAGAGAACAUCCUGGUCAUGAGAAGGAGGAGAUACGCCAGACUGUUGGCCAAGAACCACCUACUAGUCUUCAACAGCACCGUAAGCAGGAGCGUUGUAGGGUGAUCUCGUCCUUUGAGAUGACCUGUGUGACCCCGAGUGUGACCCAUGACUCCAAGGUCUUGGGGGUGUGGUUUGAGCUGGACAACGUUAAGGUGUCGUUUGAGAGCGUCGCAGGGAAGACGUUCUCUUACUACCCCAACCCCGAGCUGUUGGCUCUGAACAGAGAUGACCCAGACACACCCUACCGCUUCAAACCUGGAGGGGUCAUCGCUGUAGAGGUGAAUCCUAACUUUACAGCAGCUUCUCUGACCGACACGGUGGUGAUGGGGAAGCUGAACGUAGACCUGGGUACAGUGCAGUAUGAUACAGAAGGCCUCUCACCUGUCCCUCUGGCUGCCCAGGUGGGUCUGGCUGCAGGGGCUGCUGUGGUGGUCCUAGUGGUGCUGGUCAUCAUCCUCAUGUACAGGAGGAAGAGCAAACAGGCUCUGAGAGACUACAAGAAGGUUCUGGUUCAGCUGGAGACUCUGGAGAUCAAUGUGGGAGACCAGUGCAGGAAGGAGUUCACAGAUCUGAUGACAGAGAUGAUGGAUCUGAGUAGUGAUGUGGGUGGACCAGGUAUUCCUCUCCUGGACUAUAAGACGUAUGCAGAGCGCGUGUUCUUCCCCGGCCAGAGGGGGGCGCCCCUGAGUCAGAACCUGGACCUGCCAGAGUCCCGCAGACGGACGGUGGAACAGGGCCUGGGACAACUCAACAACCUCCUCAACAACAGACUUUUCCUUAUCAGGUUCAUCCACACCCUCGAGGCCCAGCAGAACUUCUCCCAGCGUGACCGUGGUUACGUGGCGUCUCUCCUGACCAUGGCCCUGCACGACAAGCUGGAGUACUUCACUGAUGUCAUGAAGACCUUACUGGGAGACCUGGUGCAGCAGUACGUCACCAAGAACCCCAAACUCAUGCUGCGCAGGACGGAGACGGUGGUGGAGAAGAUGCUAACCAACUGGAUGUCCAUCUGUCUCUACUCCUUCCUCAAGGAGGUGGCUGGGGAGCCCCUGUAUAUGCUGUACAGAGCCAUCAAGUACCAGGUGGAUAAGGGACCAGUAGACGCUGUGACGGGGAAGGCCAAGCGCACCCUGAACGACAGCCAUCUACUGAGAGAGGACAUCGACUACUGCUCUAUCACUCUGACGGUGAUGGUGAAGAGUGGUGUGGAGGUGCAGCCGUGUCCGGUCAAGGUGUUGGACACUGACACCAUCACACAGGUCAAAGACAAAAUCCUAGACCAGAUCUAUAAAGGAGCUCCCUUCUCACAGAGACCUGCUGCAGACUCACUAGACCUGGAAUGGCGAUCGGGACAGGCUGGUCACCUGACACUGUCAGACGAUGACGUCACAGCGAUCGUUCAGGGGCGCUGGAAGAAACUCAACACUCUGCAGCACUACAAGGUGCCAGACGGAGCUACAGUGGCUCUGAUCCCCAGAUCAGCUGCUGUCGUGGGGAUUCACCAGGUCUACCAGACUGGAGAGAAGACACCCAUGUUGGAUGGGGAGGGGGAGGAGGGGCUGAGGCUGUGGCACCUGGUGAAGUCCAACGAGGAACCAGAGAUGCCCAAACACAGGAAGAGCAGCAUGAGAGAGAGGGAGAGGGCCAAGGCCAUACCAGAGAUAUACCUGACACGACUACUAUCUAUGAAGGGGACGCUGCAGAAGUUUGUCGACGAUGUGUUCGUAGCCAUCCUCAACACCAAGCGUCCUCCUCCCAUCGCUGUGCGUUUCUUCUUUGACUUCCUGGAUGACAUGGCAGAGAAACAUGGCAUCGACGACCCCGAGACCGUGCACAUCUGGAAGACCAACAGCCUGCCUCUGAGGUUCUGGGUCAACAUCCUGAAGAACCCUCAGUUUGUGUUUGAUGUCCAGGUGACCGAUAGCGUGGACGCUGUCCUCUCUGUCAUCGCGCAGACGUUCAUCGACUCCUGCACCACCUCCGAACACAAAGUCGGACGGGACUCUCCAGUGAACAAGUUGCUCUACGCCAGAGAGAUCCCCAGAUACAAGCAGCUGGUUGAGAGGUAUUACAGUGACAUCCACAGUGCAGCAUCUGGCUGUUACCAAGAGAUGAACUCUACUCUAACGGAGCUGUCUGGGAGUUUUGGAUCAGACAUGAACAGUCUGGUGGCUCUGCUUGAGUUGUAUAAGUACAUCAACAAAUACUACGACCAGAUCAUCGCGUCUCUGGAGGAGGACGCAGCUGGACAGAAGAUGCAGCUGGCCUAUCGUCUACAGCAGGUCGCCGCCCUGGUGGAGAACAAGGUCACUGACCUCUAACCUCUCACCUCUGACCUGUGACCUAUCGUCUACAGCAGGUCGCCGCCCUGGUGGAGAACAAGGUCACUGACCUCUAACCUGUCACCUCUGACCUGUGACCUAUCGUCCCCAGCAGGUCGCUGCCCUGGUGGAGAACAAGGUCACUGACCUCUAACCUGUCACCUCUGACCUGUGACCUAUCGUCCCCAGCAGGUCGCUGCCCUAGUGGAGAACCACAGACUGACAGGGCUGCGUUCAGUAAAACAGAACGUUACACCAGAUACAGCAGAGAACGCGGAACACUCAGAUCCACUUCCUCAUGGUUAUUUUUUUCCGGGAUCGGGGCCCCACUCUUGGUCUGUUUAUUGCCCCCGCCCCCGCGGAGGGGGGGGGGUGCCUCAGAGCGAAACAUCUCAAUGGAAAAAUGUAUUCUGGUAGGGGCGGAGUUUUCUCUGGCGUUAGAUAUUAUGGAGGAACCAAACCCACGUGAGAAAGGAAACUUACACACUUACACAGAUCAUUUAAAUAAAAUGGGCGGAGUAAAUUUAUCUUAUUUAUCCCCCAUAAAUGUUUUAUGUUACGUGUGUAUGUGUGUGUGUGUGUGUGUGUGUACAUGGAUCGGAAGUUGCUUCCAGAGGCAGUUUGGAACUCGGUAGUGAGCAUUGCAACCGAGGACAGAUGAUUUUUACACUCUUUGAGCUUCAGCACUUGGUGGUCCCGUUCUGUGAGCUUGUGUGGCCUACCACUUUGUGGCUGUGCCGUUGUUGCUCCUAGACUUUUCCACUUUACAAUAAACAGCACUUAACAGUUGACCAGGGGGCAGCUCUAGCAGGGCAGAAAUGUGAUGAACUGACUUGUUGGAAAGGUGGCAUCCUAUGACGGUGCCACGUUGAAAGUCACUGAGCUCUUCAGUAAGGCCAUUCUACUGCCAAUGUUUGUCUAUGGAGAUUGCAUGGCUGUGUGCUCAAUGUUAUCCACCUAUCAGCAACAGGUGUGGCUGAAAUAUAAUCCCCUAAUUUGAAGGGGUGUCCACAUACUACUGUCUAUAUAUAUAUAUAUAUAUAUAUAUAUAUGGGUGUAGAGACAGGGUACGUUCCAGGGUGUCUGUAUUGCAGUCAUGUUGCACAGAUGAUCACAUGUCACACCGCCUAUAUUAACCCCCUGAGCCGUACAGGUUGACUGCAACAUGGACGUUCUGUAACGAGCCCACAGUCUAGUCUUAACAGUCAGGUUGACCACUAUAGCCACCGUUGGGGGGCCUCCACCCUGCAGCUCUCCAGACUCUACUGUCUCUACAGAUGGACGGUCAAGUUGACCAUGUGUUGUCUUUUUUUUUUUAAAUUUUAGCAAAACCUUCCUUUGUUAGCAGUAGUUUUAAACAUCUUUAUCUUUGAAUACCAGGAAAUAUAAGCUCAAUUUCUGGCGAUGUAUUAAAAUGUUUGCUUUCUUUAAAACCCCCCCCCCAUGUCUUGUUGUUUUGAAGACCAUUUUACGAUUACACACUGAAGGUUUUAAAGCAGUCUAAUCUGUAUGUUCUGUGCUAUCUAGUAGCUGGCCACUGAACUCAACACAAGCUCUUUACUGCAGAACAGAGACAUGUUGUUGUUACACAUUUUCACCUUCUCUGUGGGGGUCUGAACCUAGCCUGAGUACCAGUCUGUUACUGCUCUGUGGGGGUCUGAACCUAGCCUGAGUACCAGUCUGUUACUGCUCUGUUGGGGUCUGAACCUAGCCUGAGUACCA